This is a messenger RNA of Cantharellus anzutake, 450 nucleotides long. RefSeq lists its product as uncharacterized. Lineage: Eukaryota; Fungi; Basidiomycota; Agaricomycetes; Cantharellales; Hydnaceae. The record is from RefSeq and is a predicted model, not a curated record. The transcript has 2 exons. The annotation marks the transcript as partial.
GAAGAAUCCCCUGAUGGGACAAUGAUCCAGGGUGUCAUUCUUGCAAGCGAUGAGACUCACCUUACAAACUUCUCUGGAUCAAAAGUUUUUCAUGCUGUCUAUAUGACACUUGGAAAUAUCCAUGGUGACAUCCGAUGGCAACCUGAUAGUGGUGCCUGGCUGCUUCUUGCAAUCCUGCCAACAUCCUCCUUUACCCAGACUGCAGCCACCCUUCCAGGGAUUCUUAAGCAUCAACUCUUCCAUGCAUGCAUGAAAAUAAUCACUGCACCACUUUGCCCCUCUCAGCAUCCCCACCCAGUUCUAGGCCCAGACAGAAAUGUCUGUAUGUGCAGGAGCUGCCUCCUUGGCUAUAUUGCUGACAUGAAGGAGCAAUGCCUGAUUGCUUGUGUUGCAGCAAGGUCAUGCCCUGUCUGCUGUGCACAACCAUGUGCUGAUGGAACGACAAUUUGA